GUUUUUAUAAUAGUUCUGUAUCAACAAUUGUUUUAAAUAAUUUGCUAAUUUUUUCAUAUUCACUAAUACGUUUUUACAAUGACGGACGUUAGAAGUCUGAAAGAAGCAAUAAUCCAAUAUGAAUUUCAGCUAUCCCAAAUUGUAUCUGCGUUAUCUAUGGAAACAGAGGAAAGUGAAAAGAAUGAUUUGUUGAAUUUAAAAUCAAAUCUUCAAGAAUUAAUUGAUUUAACUAAAGAAAAUUUAGAAAAACUCGAAGGAAUUGGAAGAACUGAAAGUCCAGAUAUAAUUGAAAUUUUUAACAAAAAGGAAAAUGAUAAAACUGACCCGCUGGCAAAUGAAUAUGCCUUAUUUAAGGCAGAAAUAGAAGAUUGCUCAAACAAUUCAAAGAACACUGAGCAAAAUAGUGAUGCUGCAGGUGCUUGGAAUGAUAUAGAAGAUGAAUUGAAGCAACUUGAGGGAAUGAAAUGUAGAGCUCGCCUUAAUAGCAGUUGGGAUAAUAGUGGUUACCACAAUGCUAUGAUAUGUUCAGUUGAUAGAAGUACUAAUCCAACAUUGAAAUCUAUGCAUGAAAUCAAGGUCAGAGUGCUCUUUAUUAAUCCAACAUAUAAAGAAAUGCUUCCAUGUCCAUAUUUCUUUGAUGGAAAUUGUAAGUUCUCUGAUGAUCAAUGUCAUUUUUCACAUGGAGAAAUAGUAUCAUUUUCCAAUCUGCAGGAAUAUAAAGAACCUAAGUAUGAAAAAAUUAAGAUGGGCAGUAGAGUACUAGUAAAACAGAAUAAUAAUCUAUGGUAUAGAUCAGUAGUAAUAAAAUUGCCUGAUGAAAUUGAAGAAGUUUUUCGUGUAAAACUUGAAGCAAAAGGUGAUAUUGCAGAAGUAGGUUUGCAAGAUCUUGUACCUCUUGAUGCUACAGAUUCGGAAAUAUCUGAUGCAUCUGAUGACAGUGAAACUGAUAACAAUGAAAAAGAUUACACUACAGAAAAGUUAAUAGAUAAAUCUCUACUAACAGCACCAUCUACUCUAGGGCAUUGGGAAAAACAUACACGUGGUAUAGGUAGUAAAUUAAUGGAGAAAAUGGGUUACGUGAGAGGUACAGGUUUAGGAAAACGAGCAGAUGGAAGAAUAGAACCUAUUGAAGCUGUAAUAUUACCAGCUGGUAGAUCUUUAGAUCAUUGUAUGGAGUUGCGCGAAAUAGCUGGUAAUGACAAAAAUUUGUUUUCGGCAGAAUUUAAAAUGCGUAAAAAGCAACAAAAGUUAGAACGACAAAGACAGAGAGAAUAUGAAAGAGAAAAGAAAAAGGAUCGAAAUAAUAUAUUCAAUUUCCUAAAUACGACACUAAAUGCAACAUUAGUCGAAAAUAAAAAUAAAGAUGUUGCCAGUACAUCAAAAUCUAAAUGUAAUUUGAAGACAGAAUCAAAUUGGAAUUUAAAUGUGGCAAACUUUCAAAUAGGAGAAGGUAUUAGUCGACUAGAAAGAGAAUCAUUAAAACUUAAAAAUUCAAUGACAAGACAUUCAAAAGAUAGCACACCUUACAAAAAUAUUCUAGCGCAGUACAAUCAGAAACAAAAGGAACUUACUGAUUUACGUACUUGUGAGAAAAAUAUUACAGCUGAACAAACUCAAAGAAAAAACAAAGCAAAAUUGUCUAUAUUUUAAAGUAAAUAAUAAAAGUACAUGCGUAUGUUUGAUACCGA
Vespa crabro (European hornet) is the source of this 1688-nucleotide messenger RNA. Its product is annotated as zinc finger CCCH-type with G patch domain-containing protein. Bases 79 to 1650 code for a protein of 523 amino acids. Gene Ontology annotation, cellular component: nucleus. Gene Ontology annotation, biological process: regulation of transcription by RNA polymerase II; negative regulation of DNA-templated transcription. The record is from RefSeq and is a predicted model, not a curated record. Lineage: Eukaryota; Metazoa; Arthropoda; Insecta; Hymenoptera; Vespidae. The transcript has 9 exons. Gene Ontology annotation, molecular function: DNA-binding transcription factor activity, RNA polymerase II-specific; metal ion binding; RNA polymerase II cis-regulatory region sequence-specific DNA binding.